Molecule: messenger RNA, 1600 nt
Organism: Linepithema humile (Argentine ant)
Lineage: Eukaryota; Metazoa; Arthropoda; Insecta; Hymenoptera; Formicidae
Product: GATA zinc finger domain-containing protein 1
Biological process (GO): regulation of DNA-templated transcription; chromatin organization
Cellular component (GO): nucleus
Molecular function (GO): sequence-specific DNA binding
Source: RefSeq, a predicted model, not a curated record
UAGUGGCAAACAUGAGAAGUAAAGAGUCUGAAUUGUUCUUUUUAUUACAGUUGAUUACAGUUUUAUAGUGUAGUGAAUUCAAGAUACAGCGUUUAAUUGUAAAUAAAAAACCGAAUAAAUGAUCAGUAGAUACUAGUUGAUAUGACUAAAUAACAGAUGAUGGAAGCAACUAUUAAAAAAGAACUAAGGCAAAAGAAGAAGUUUGUAAGAUUUGAAAGAAAAGGCUGGAAGGAAAGCUAAAGCGUGAUACUGUAUUAAAGGAACAGGUAUCUGCAAAAGGAAAAGAGGAAGAGUGCCAGGAAAAAUAAAACUACACGAGGACGCAUUAAAUCAUCGCAUAGAAUUAAAUGCUCAAUUAAUAUAAAUGAUACAUAAACUAUAAAGUCUAAUGGAGAGUAAGAGAUCAAUAGAGGAAUGUACAUAUUUCAAAGACGAAAGUGGAGUUCUAGCAUCAGGCAACGUGGAGCAGUAUUUGUGGGUUAAGUAAGGAGAAGGUAGCAAGAAAGAUAGCUUAUGAAUAGCUUAUGAAUUAUUGUGAUUGUAUUGGAAAAUCUUGUGUCUGAUGCCACUCGGUAAUAAGCCAGAAUGUGUGAAGUGCGGGACUCACGAGACGCCACUAUGGCACUCGACGGAUGCCGGUAACCUUUGCAAUACCUGCUUGGAGGAUGAGCGGAAUGCUGAAGCAACUGCAUCCUCCAAGGCAGACGAGGAAGAUAAGAAUGGUUCGCUGAGGCCGAGGAGAAGCACUAGAAUCACUAGAUAUUGUAAUACAAAAACUACAGCGCCACACAAAAUUGUGCCCAAAGGCAAGGGUCGCAGAAAUUUGUUUAAAAAAACGCCAGUCAAGGCGCCUACUGCUACUGCAACUCCAGUUACUAGUAACUUUGUAUUUUAUAAGGGCACAUAUUUUCAAGUUGGAGAUGUAGUCUCUAUGCAAGAUGUAGAUGGUGCUAUUUAUUACGCUCAGAUACGCGGUUUACUGACUGAUCAAUAUUGUGAAAAGAGUGCAGCUGUAACCUGGCUAUUGCCUACUGCAGCGAGCCCCCCACCGGAAGAAGGUUUCAUUCCUGAAACAUACAUAAUUGGACCGGAAGAAGAUUUACCGCGCAAAUUGGAGUGUAUGGAAUUUAUAAUGCACGCUCCAUCAGAUUAUUUUAAGUUAAAAAACACACCAUAUCCCCCUUCGCUCACAGAAAAAGGAGUUGGCUAUAUAUGGACUACUCUUAGAAAUGAAAUGGCCUUGUCUAAAAAAUAGUGAUAUUAGUCUUUUCAAAGUAAAUUAUUAUUGAUUUUAUUCUAAACUGAACAGCAUAAAAAUAGUAUGAUAAAUUAUAUAUAUAUAUAAAUUACUCUUUGUAACUUACAAUAGUUUUAAUUUAAUAUUGUCCUAUAUAUAAUCCUACGUUAUUUAUAAAAAUUGUAUUCAAGUGAAAGAUGAGUAUGACAAGAAUAUUAUGCAGUGGAAACACAUGCACUGUAUAUGCUGUAUAAUAAAGUGCUAACUAUAAGAAACGGAAAAUGAUACACACUGUGCUAUUUUGUUCAUUAAAUAUAUAUUUGUUACAAGAUAACAUUAAUGCUUUGUAUUUCUGGUGAAUAA